AUGGCUGUUACUACUGGUAUCUCCACCUUCACCAUUGUUCAUCUUAAUGCUCCAACUCACUUUCCCAUAAAAUUGACUACCUCCAAUUUUCCAGUUUGGAGACGACAGAUUAAGUCCACACUAAUUGGAUUUAAUCUAGAUGGAUAUAUUACCGGUAUGGUAAAAGCUUCAUCUCAAUAUCUUGGUGAUACCCAGACCAAUAUUAAUCCAGCUUACACACUCUGGUUCAGGCAAGAUCAAAUACUAUUUAGCGCCAUUUUGGGUAGUUGUUUAGAUACUCUUCAACCACUGAUCUCCUCUGCACCUAGAGCUCAUGAUGCAUGGAAAAGGUUAGCAUCAAGCUGUGCUGCCACAUCUCAUACCCGUGGACGAGUUGUUUCGCUCAAAGCGAAGCUUGCAAAGAAUCUGAAAGGUUCAAGAACCAUUAUUGAAUAUCUACGCGAUAUGCAUGCCAUUGCAGAUGACUUGGCCCUUGUCCAAAGCCUUGUCUAUGAUGAAGAUCUCACCGUUCAUAUCAUUACGCAGCUUGGGGAUGAAUACAACGCCAUUGUUGCUGCCAUUCGUGUGAGAGAAACACCUAUAUCUCUAGGUGAACUGUCUGAUGUGCUCACUGAUUUUGAACGUGUUUUGAAAGAAGGAGAUGCCACCCAGCAAGUUGGUAUGGUUACUGCCAAUGUAACAACAAAACGAACCUCACAUAUGCCAUCUGGUUCACAUAAUGCUUCUCCUGAUCAAAAUGGUUCGUUUAAUUCCCGAACACCUCGAGGUGGUUUUAAUGAACAGAAUGGCCGAACAAAUAAUCAGGGAGGUUUUAAUGGCAACAAUGCUCGUUCGCAGCGUUAUUGCUGA
Ipomoea nil (Japanese morning glory) is the source of this 849-nucleotide messenger RNA. RefSeq lists its product as uncharacterized. The coding region runs from base 1 to 849 and encodes 282 amino acids. The record is from RefSeq and is a predicted model, not a curated record. The transcript has a single exon. NCBI's taxonomy places the organism in Eukaryota, Viridiplantae, Streptophyta, Magnoliopsida, Solanales, Convolvulaceae.